GAGGAGGAAGGAGAGCAGAGUCAAGGGCAAGAGGACGAUGAGAUGAGCGGCAGCGAGGGGGGCGAGGGCGAUGGUGGAGGCGGCAGGGGCGGCGGCGGCAGCGGCGGCAAUGCCAAAUCUGGCCCGGCGACGGAGAAGGACGGCAACAACAACGACGAGUACGAGAACUACGAUGAACUCGUGGCCAAGUCCCUCCUCAACCUGGGCAAGAUCGCCGAAGACGCUGCCAACCGAGCCAUGACGGAAUCCGAGAUGAACAGCAACUCCUCCAACAGCGCCGAGGAAGAGGACGACGAAGAGGAAGAGGAUGAGGAGGACGAAGAAGAGGAGGAGGAGGAGGAGGAGGAAGAAGAGGACGAGGAGGAAGAAGAGGAAGAAGAAGAGCGGGUUGAAACUCAGAGGGGUGAUCUGAGUUUGGACGUUGACAGUGACGUGGUCCGGGAGACGGUGGACUCCCUUAAACUUCUGGCACAGGGACACGGUGCAGUACUCUCUGACAAUUUAGAUGGACAGGAGUUUGAGGACGGUACAGCCGAGAACGACUGUACUCACAAUGGGGGAGGUGCGCACAAUGGUGGUAGUGGACAAGUUAAGAUCAACAGCAAUGGACAAAUAGAAAACAGCGACGAGGAAGUGUGUUUAAGCAGUCUGGAGUGCCUACGAAACCAAUGCUUCGACUUGGCUCGGAAACUAAGCGAAACGAAACCCACUGACCGAAAUGGACCGUCGCAGCAAAACCACUUUUCAUGCGGGGAUCCCAAUCAACAGCCCCAGCAUCACAGCUAUGGGGAUUUCCACCAUAGCCAAGACGACAGGCGAACACUUGACAGGAACUAUUCGGACAUGGACAAUCUCAUGAAGCUGGAGGAGCAGCUGAGCCCGCGCUCCAAGGCCUUCUCCAGUUGCGCGCAGGACAACCGAUAUCACACCAACCUACGGGACUUUGAUGAGGACACGGCCUCUGUGACGUCGGACCGAUCGGAAGAAGUGUUUGACAUGACAAAGGGCAACCUGUCCCUGUUGGAGAAGGCCAUUGCACUAGAGUCAGAACGCGCAAAGGCAAUGCGGGAUAAAAUGGCGGCCGAGGCUGCCAGGAGAGACGGGGUGAGGUACAGCCAUGAAGACCAUGGCCUGCGACACGGCUACGGUGUUGAGCGUAAAGCCCGGCUUCCUGAUGGUAUGAAGAAGCCUUUCUACCAUAAAGACGCUUCGCGUGCAGACAAGAAGGAAAGUCGGUGUCCGACACCAGGCUGCGACGGCACGGGUCACGUUACGGGCCUGUACCCCCACCAUCGGAGCCUGUCCGGCUGUCCGCACAAAGACAGGGUGCCACCAGAAAUUGUGGCUAUGUAUGAGAAUGUUCUUAAGUGUCCUACGCCUGGCUGCACGGGACGUGGCCAUGUCAAUAGCAACAGAAACUCCCACAGAAGUCUGUCAGGAUGUCCCAUCGCUGCCGCCGAGAAGCUGGCCAAAGCCCAGGAGAAGCACCAGGGCUGCGACGGCCCCAAGUCCAACCAGGCCUCUGACCGAGUCUUAAGGCCUAUGUGCUUUGUCAAACAACUGGACUAUCCACAGUAUGGUUACAAGAACAAUGUCUCCACCAGCACGCCCCGCUCCAACCUGGCCAAGGAGCUGGAGAAGUACUCCAAGACCAGCUUUGACUACAGCGCCUUCGAUGGCAGUAACAACCACCAAGUGUACGGGAAACGGGCCAUCGCACCCAAAGUUCACGGACAAAGAGACACCUCCCCCAAAGGAUAUGACGCCAAACGUUACUGCAAGAACUCCAGCUCGGCCAGCAGCACCACCAGCACCUACGCGCCCAGCAGCAGCAGCAGCAGCCUGAGCUGUGGAGGUGGAGGAGGGGGCGCGGGCGGGGGCCGAGGGGGCGGGGGCAGCAGCGCCAGCAGCACAUGCAGCAAGAGCAGCUUCGACUACAGCCACGACAUGGAGGCCGCCCACAUGGCGGCCACGGCCAUCCUCAACCUGUCCACGCGCUGCCGGGAGAUGCCACACGGCAUGGGGGGGAAGCCCCAGGACCUAUGCUCGCAGAGUCCGGGUCUAGAUGUUGAUGAGAAUGGUACGUUGGACCUGAGUAUGAGCAAGCGUCUGUGCAGCGGCGGCGGAGGGGACUCGGUGCUCACCCCUCUAGAGCCCAUGUCCCCCCAGAGGCAAGCUGCCCUGCUGGGCUCUCGCUGCUACGGCAUGGGGGACGCCGCCGACUGCUGGGACCUGCCUGUAGACUACACCAAGAUAAAACACAUAGACGAGGACGAGAAAGAGCCGGAUGACCUGGACCCCUUCCAUGACUUGCUGGAUGACCGCUCCUACACCACAGAUGUUACCAUGCCCAGCCCCAAGCCCAAGUACGGCCAGUGCAAGGAGAGUAAGAAGGACCUGAUAACUCUCUCAGGUUGUCCUUUAGCUGAUAAAAGCAUCCGAAGUAUGCUGGCCAACAACGCACAAGAGCUCAAGUGCCCGACACCAGGGUGCGAUGGUUCGGGACAUAUCACUGGCAACUACGCCUCACACAGAAGUCUCUCAGGGUGUCCGCGGGCCAGGAAAAGUGGGAUAAAGAUCAUCCACAGUAAAGAGAACAAGGAGGACCAGGAACCUAUCAGGUGUCCAGUCCCAGGUUGCGAUGGUCAGGGACACGUUACAGGGAAGUAUGCGUCCCACAGAAGCGCAUCAGGAUGCCCCAUAGCAGCCAAAAGACAAAAGGACGGCUACCUAAAUGGCAUCCAGUUCACGUGGAAGUCUGGCAAGACAGAGGGCAUGUCCUGCCCCACACCGGGCUGUGACGGCUCGGGUCACGUCAGCGGCAGCUUCCUGACACAUCGGAGUCUGUCGGGUUGUCCACGUGCCACCUCCGCCAUGAGGAAAGCUAGGCUCUCCGGAGUGGAAAUGCUAACAAUAAAGCAGCAACGUGCCAGCAACGGACUGGAGCACGAAGAGGAUAUCAAACAGCUGGAUGAAGAAAUCAAAGAUUUAAGUGAAUCAAAUUCACAAGUGGAAGCAGACAUGAUCAAACUUCGAACACAGAUUACAACAAUGGAGUCCAGCCUGAAGUCCAUAGAGGAGGAAAACAAGGUGAUUGAACAGCAAAAUGAAUCUCUCCUGCAUGAGCUGGCCAACCUCAGCCAGUCACUGAUUAACAGUUUAGCUAAUGUCCAGCUCCCUCAUAUGAAACCUCUGGCACACAAAGAGCCUCCUCUAAGGAAUAACAGCUGCUUACAGUUGCACCAGCAAGAGCCAAUAAGCGAGCAGAACUUUGACGCCUACGUCACCACUCUAACGGAUAUGUACUCGAACCAAGACCAGUUCCAGAGCCCCGAAAACAAAGCCUUGUUGGAAAACAUCAAGCAAGCUGUUCAAGGGAUUCAAGUGUAACCAUUCAGCAAGGGAGAUUUUUGUUCCCCCAUGCAGGUGCGGGCGAUGUUUCAAAUCCACAUACAAGCAAGGCAGUGAUGGUUUGGUCACCUCGGUUGGCUGCAGUAUCUUAUAUAGUGUUAUAUAUUCAAAAUUUUGUUGUCUCAAAAAAAAAAAA
Messenger RNA from Perca fluviatilis (European perch), 3547 nucleotides. Its product is annotated as myelin transcription factor 1-like protein. Gene Ontology annotation, molecular function: RNA polymerase II cis-regulatory region sequence-specific DNA binding; zinc ion binding; DNA-binding transcription factor activity, RNA polymerase II-specific. Lineage: Eukaryota; Metazoa; Chordata; Actinopteri; Perciformes; Percidae. The transcript has 18 exons. Gene Ontology annotation, cellular component: nucleus. The record is from RefSeq and is a predicted model, not a curated record. The coding region runs from base 43 to 3390 and encodes 1115 amino acids. Gene Ontology annotation, biological process: regulation of transcription by RNA polymerase II.